UCUUAUGCAACUGGUGACUGCAAUUAUUGUAGACGAAGCAUUACACGUGGAUUGCAGUGAAAUCGAGUGGAAUUUGAUUUUGCCUCAGAAUUUCCUAGAUAUAAACGGAGUCAAAAUCAGUGCUUCAGAGGCGUUUUUAUUCAAUUUGAAGAGAUUAAUUUGGAAGAAUGUAUAUCUGUUCGGAUCAUGUCGGCGAAGAUUGUUCCGAGGAUCGGAUUUGGCUUGAGUAAUUCUAUCAUAACUGCACGAGCUGUUGAGCAUUAUUAGAAAGCACUCAAAGUCUAUAGGAAAAACCACAUUAGAUGAGGAGGUGGCACAAGAUGAUUUGGAAAUGGACCCUAGCUUCUGGCAUAACAUCAUUGACUCGUAUUUUGUUCGCAGUAGAGAGUCCAGGGGGCGUGAGGAUGAUGAUCUUCUAUUCUUUGUUAGAAAAAUGAAUUCGGAGUCGCAAAAACACAAUGGUGAUGUAGAAGGCAACUCUCCUUACUUUGUACGCAGGUGGGCACCUGAGUUGGAUGAAUUAGUUGGUGGGAGUUCAAUAUAUAUAGAUUGGAGGCGUUCUUUUUAUCUGAAUUUGAUUGCUCAUACCUCCUUCAAUGUGACUGUAGCAAUUUGCAGUCAUCAGGUCAUUCGGCAAUAUCAACAGGGCGAAACUUUGUCUCCUAUCUAUAAGGUUGUGAAGACUGUAUAUGCAUCUCCGAGUCGUAUUAAUUUUCAUUUGGAUUCAAGAAAGGAAGUAGAAACAACACCUGCAUAUCCAGAUAUAUGUUUUGCAGUAGAUGAUUUUGAUUCCACUUUUGAUUCAGUGGUCUUGACUGAUCCAGAUCACUGUUAUUGUGUGUUGCUAAAUGCUCAUGACGGGGCAGCAUUUCCAAUUGAAAGAAAAACAGAGCAAGCUAAUUCAGAGGUUUCUUCACCUGAGAACGUUACAAGUCAUGGCAAGACAAAGAACUCCAAGAUCACCCUUUUCUCAGGUUUUGUCAGCUACCAAAUGGUUCGAGAGGCAUAUGAUGCUGGCAGGUCCGGGUUUGGGAGCCUUCUGUCUCUUGGUCAUUCCUCUGCCAGAACUGACAGGAUAUUCAUGAAAGGUCCAGGAGGGCGUGGUGAAGUCGAAGUAGCCGUCUCUGGAAUCCUAGAUCAGAGCAAGGUGGAUUUAGGUCCUCAAUCACCGAUUCAGAUAUCUAAAAAGGGUCUUGGUUUAGGAACUAUUGUACGCAAAGCAGCAUCCGUGGCAUCAACAGCAGCAAAGCAGGCUUAUGCUGCAGCCUCGUCCUCUCCCAACUUGGAUGGCGAGAUGUUACCCCUCAAGUGCUGUUUAAUGUCCAUCUCAUUGCCAUGGGAGAAUAUUGUUCAUGAUCUCCUAUUCAAGGGGAGUCCGGCUGUCAACUUGUAGCUGUUGUUGCGAGUUUUCGAGCUUUCACUUCUCGUGGAAAAAAAGGCUGUUGUAGUGGAAGAGAAAAUGUUGAGGCUCAGUGUAAAUUACAUGUAUCUUGGUUAUUGCAAUGAGUUGAAUUCUCAGUAGUGUUUUCUAUUUUUGUUUAGUAAAAAUAAUGUCUAGUUUUAUAUGUAGCCAAAUUUAUAUCUGUAUUUCUUCUCAAAAGAUAGUAAAUUUAUAUUUGAAUUUGUUUU
Messenger RNA from Salvia hispanica, 1629 nucleotides. RefSeq lists its product as uncharacterized. The record is from RefSeq and is a predicted model, not a curated record. NCBI's taxonomy places the organism in Eukaryota, Viridiplantae, Streptophyta, Magnoliopsida, Lamiales, Lamiaceae.